AUGUACUUGGCUGCAUUAUACCAUAAUACUUACAAACAGCCCAUCCAUGGGAUGAAUGGAAAAAAUAUGUGGCCUUCUACUGACUUGAUACCCCAUUUGCCUCCAUUGAAAAGAAGUAUGCCAGGUAGGCCAACCAUAAAGAGAAGAAGAGAUGCUUCUGAACGGAUGGGAAAACAUACCGUCUCCAAGGCAGGGAAGAAAGUUUCUUGUAGCAUAUGCAAGGAGAAAGGACACAACAAGGCUACUUGUAGUAAAGGAGUAGGGGAUGAUGAGGUAAUCGUAGAUGCUACUGAUGCUUUGGAUAGGCCUGGAGAUGAAGAGCGAAUGGUGGGAGUUAAUGGACGAGAUGAAGGGGUGAAUGUCAAUGCUCGAGUUAAGCAUGUUAAACCGCCUAAAAUGCGAAAGAAGUCAGAACGAAUCAUUAAACUGAAGCUUGCAAAAAAUGUGGGAGGUGAAGGUAGCAGUGUUGCAACGGCCAUGGAGUUGGAUUAA
Molecule: messenger RNA, 492 nt
Organism: Lactuca virosa
Lineage: Eukaryota; Viridiplantae; Streptophyta; Magnoliopsida; Asterales; Asteraceae
Source: the annotation of a GenBank genome assembly